This is a messenger RNA of Anolis carolinensis (green anole), 2061 nucleotides long. It is a transcript of the gene tcf24, whose product is annotated as transcription factor 24. Gene Ontology annotation, molecular function: protein dimerization activity; DNA-binding transcription factor activity, RNA polymerase II-specific; RNA polymerase II transcription regulatory region sequence-specific DNA binding. The coding region runs from base 165 to 650 and encodes 161 amino acids. The transcript is spliced from 3 exons. The record is from RefSeq and is a predicted model, not a curated record. Lineage: Eukaryota; Metazoa; Chordata; Lepidosauria; Squamata; Anolidae. Gene Ontology annotation, biological process: developmental process; regulation of transcription by RNA polymerase II.
GGCGGUGGCGGGGGGCGCAGGGGGGAGGUCCCUUUGAGCUCUACCCCAGCCCUAUAAAAGCGCACGCUCCUCCGCUCCCAAUCUGGGCUCCAGCGGUGCUGACCGGACCUCUGCUCCUUCUCCCUUCAAUUCUAACUCCAGAAGACAAAAGUUAAUCUCCACCAAUGGACUAUAGAAAUGCACCUGAGAAAUGCAAGGAGCUCCCUGUGUCCUGCUCCGUCUCCAAAUCUCUGCCAUCGUCUGUAUCUGGUACUGACUCCUUGACUGAGCAGCGGACUGGGACCACCCUGGGGAGACCAGCAGCUGCAAACGCUGCCCGAGAGCGGAGCCGAGUGCAGACUCUGCGCCAUGCCUUCUUGGAGCUUCAGAGAACGCUGCCGUCUGUGCCUCCUGACACAAAACUGUCCAAGUUGGAUGUCCUUCUCCUGGCCACCACCUAUAUCGCUCACCUCACCCGUAGCCUACAGGAUGAAGACGAUAUGCCAGGAGAGGGCUUGGGCUCAUUGAGAGGGGAUGGCUACCUGCAUCCGGUUAAGAAAUGGCCAAUGCGAUCACGACUAUACAUUGGAGCCUCCGGACAGUUUUUGAGUCAUUCAGCGCAAACAGAAAGCACAAAUCAAGGAGAAACCUCAACCAAUGUACAAAUGUAAACCCGUGUUUUCUCUUGAAAAUAGUUAUUUAUUAUCCCCGAUAUAUUUAAAUUCAUAUACAUCCUCCAACAAUUAUGCCAUUUCCCCCAUUCCUAGGUUGAGCUGAUGCUAUCUGAAAUAAGGUGGUGUCCUGAAACUUAAGAAUGGCUCAGAUAUUAGAUUUUUUUCACAUCCAGAAAGUCUGUUCAGAUAAACAGUAUAGUGAUGUCCUUUUGUUUCAUCAAUAUUUGCAGUUUCCAAAAUGGCAAAAUAUAUUCUUAAUUAUUGCCCCAGAUGAGAUCCAUACAUUCCUAGCUCAUAAUACAUUGUGCUAUUCUUGCUGCAAGAGACCUAAGCUGCUUUUCCUCAAUAAACAUUUACCACUAGAUAUUUCUCUUGAAUGAACUUAUCUGCCUCUUUUCUCUGAUAAAGUGAAUGUGUGUUAAUAGUUGCAUGAAAAUAUGUGCAGCAUUUUAAACUAUUUGAGCAGCUUUGUAGAUUGAAUUUAGCAAUAAUAUGCCAGGCUGUAUAAUUUAAUAUCAUUUGUACUUCCCCUUUGCCUUCUGUACUCUAAACUUGGGGGUGGAGGAGGGAGGGAGAGCCUAUUUUUAUGCUACAACUUGUGUAUAAUAUGCUUUAUUGGGUGAAAUCCUUAUUGCAGAAAAUGAAUCUUGCAUGUUUGCUUCGUUCGGUUGAAACAUUUGCAUGUUUUUAGAAUUGAAAGUGCAGUGAGAUAUUCAUCCAGUCAUCUUCUCUUAUGCAUGUAUGUGCUAUACAUGAUUUAUCAGAAUUAUGGAAUAUAUGAGAUUUAUAUUAAAUACUUUGAAAAACAUGUUGAUUUGUCAAAAUCUUAGAAAAGCUAAAGGGUCCCAAGAAACCAGGAGAAUUGAAAAAUAGGUAAAAGGGACAUGUGGAAACAUCCUCUGAGUGUUUGUUGUUAUAAAUAACAUAGUAAUAAAAUACUUUGACUAUGUUUUAAUGGUUUUUAACUGGGAUUUUUAAAAAAUACUGUUUAUAUUUAAUCCUGUUUUAAUGUUGGCAUAUUGAUAUAUUUUAAAUUGUAUGCUAAUGCUUUUAUGUAAGGCCGCUUUGAGUCUCCUUUGGGAAAGAUAAAGUGGGAUAUAAUAAUAACAAUAACAACAACAAUAAUAAUGUGCCUUUUGGUUGACUCCAAGCUAUGACAACCCCAUUAUAGGGUUUUCUUGGCAAGAUUUAUUGCGAGGGGAUUUGCCAUUGCCUUUAUCUGUGAAAGUGUGACUAGUGGGUUUCUAUGGUCAAAUGAAGAAUUGGAUGCUGGUUUCUUAGAGUCUUAGGUCAACACUUAAGCCACUACACCACACUGUCUACUCUUCUUUGUAUAUGGCAUGCAAUUAAUCCCCAUUUCUUUGUAUAUGGCAUGUCGUUCAUCCCCAUUAAAGCAUAAUGACAACUA